AUAUCAUUGUUCCGUGCGCGGUGUUUCGUUUCGUGGCCCAUGGUAAACGUUCCUAUUGUUUGUGAUAGGCUGUAAGUCAGAACGAUGCCACCAACCCGGAAACCGUCGGAUGGUCUGCUGGCGCGGGUUAAUUUCCCGCUGUAUUCAGUGGAAAUGCUGACCAGCCGUCACGUUCUGGUCGCUGGCGGUGGUGGCGCUUCGAAGACGGGAGUUGCUAAUGGAUUUGAAAUCUACGAAAUCUACCACAACGGCGAAAAGUACGUGGCCGACGAGGUGCUACGGCACGAAACGGGACCCACAGUCGUGAUGAACUGCGCCGUUAAGACGGACGAAAAGCGUACGCUGCUGAUGGCGGGUCAGGAAAGCCACUGCCAGAUGUAUUUCGUGAAUACGCGCAUCGACAGUGGUGAACACGCCGGUUCGCCCACGGCCCCGGCAGGGAACAAAUCCGAUCCCACGACCGAGGGACUGCGUAAGCGGCGCAGUAUUUCCCAGCAACGGUCUCUGUCGGCUGAAGGGGAAAAGGUAGACAAAAACGGAACCACGGAUCAACCGAACCCGGCACGGAAACAGAUUCGUUUCGACAUCAAGACGGCGGACUCGGUGCAGACCGAUUUUACCGAAUCGGAACCGCUGCAGCGCGUUGUGCGCAUCAGCCCAAACGGACGGUUCAUGGCGACGGGCGGAAUGGAUGGCCAUUUGCGGGUGUGGAGUUUUCCGAAACUAACGUGCCUGUCCGACAUCGGGGCGCACACGAAAGAGAUCGACGAUCUGGAUUUUAGCCCCGACAGCAAACACAUCGUUUCGAUCGCCAAAGACGGGUUGGGCAUUAUCUGGUCGAUCGGUAGCGAGAAGGAGGUGAAGAAGCUGACCUGGAACCCACCGGCCAACUGCCGCUAUUUGCUGAAGCGCUGCCGGUACGGAGUGGUUGAGGGCCAGAAGGACAAGUGCCGAUUGUUUACGCUGGCGAACCCGUUCGCCAAGUCGGGCAAGGCGAAGGGACUGCUGCAGCAGUGGGACCCCGAUUCCGGCCGGUUGACGGCGGUGGUCGAGAUUGACGAAUCGCUCGCUGCGUUGACCGUUCGAGACGAUGGCCGUUUCGUGGCGGUCGGUACCAUGUUCAGUGGAUCGGUCUCCAUCUACAUUGCCUUCAGCCUACAGCGGGUGCUACACAUUCCGAAUGCUCACGCGAUGUUCGUCACUGGCCUGGAGUUUUUGCCGGUGACAAACUUCGACGGUCCAUCAAUUACGGGCGACACGGAAGCGGCCGUACUGUCGAUCUCCGUCGAUAAUCGCGUUUGCAUUCACAGCUUACCCUAUCGACACUCACUGCCGGCAUGGGUCGCAAUAUUCGCAAUCAUCACUAUCCUGUUUCUCACGUUUUGCUUCUGCUCGUACGUUGGCCUGUAAGAGCGUGGAAAUGGGACUGCCUUCAGCGAACUGACAACAAGGUGGAGAAAAUAAACGGCGAAACUACAAGAAGGGACAUCCUCGGCGGAAAGGACCUGACUCGGUUAGAACAUUUUAAUGAAUCACAAGUGACCCGCCAUCGCUUGCCUAUCCUACCUAGUACGAUCGCGGAUUUGAUGAAGGGAAGGGACAUUGACCAAUUGUUGUAGCACCCCCGGUAUUAGCACAGCCUUGUAUCCCUUAUUAUUUUUACUUUUCCUGUUUUUUUGCACUUCCCAAACGUCAAACGAAAGCCUUUAUUUAUUGUAAACACUUAAACACAUAUGUAACACU
Anopheles cruzii is the source of this 1743-nucleotide messenger RNA. Its product is annotated as prolactin regulatory element-binding protein. NCBI's taxonomy places the organism in Eukaryota, Metazoa, Arthropoda, Insecta, Diptera, Culicidae. The transcript is spliced from 3 exons. The record is from RefSeq and is a predicted model, not a curated record. Gene Ontology annotation, biological process: protein secretion. Bases 85 to 1410 code for a protein of 441 amino acids. Gene Ontology annotation, cellular component: endoplasmic reticulum membrane. Gene Ontology annotation, molecular function: GTPase activator activity; guanyl-nucleotide exchange factor activity; protein binding.